AUGAGUAAACAUUUUAACAUUUCCAAUUACAACUUGGAUUUAAUUAAAUGUUUGCAAAAUGAUUCAGGAAUUUACUUCAUAUUAGAUCCUUCGAAAGCCAUCAACGAUAAAAAAACUUCUGAAGUAUAUGAUAUAUUUAUUCCUGAACACAGUGAUGGUGUUACCUUGCAUGUGCAGAAAUUACAUGAGGAGUACAAAUGCAUAGGAGUGAGCAUAACGAAAAAGGGCAUUGACAUCAACACUGGCACGCACAUCUUUAACGCGAAAAUUGCCGACUGGCUGGAGCAGCUUUUUGACUUUAACAAAACAUUGUCAAGCGGCAAUCAGCCCAGCGGCAAUCAGUCGAACGCCAACCAGCCGAGCGGCACUGACGCCGACUUCCACAUCAACCGACUCAAACGAGUGGGCAGCAACAACUCCGCCACCGCAGACAGCAACAGCGUCAACACCUCCCCCUCCACAGUCAUCAACAAUUCCAGCAAAGGCGCGAAUGCGGCCAUCAGCACCCUGAGCAGCAGCGCGAACGGCAGCAGCGGUGUCGGCGGCGUUGGCCAUGUUAGUGGUGUUGGCAACGUGAGACAUAAUAUGUCCUCCCCGGGCAUGCACCAGGGACCCAUCACCAACCUAGUUAAAAAUUCCAACAUCAACUUGGACGAUUUUGAAAAUAGCGACAACUACAAUUCCACACUGUGUAAUAAGAAAAAUAAUAAAAUGGUAAAUCAGUCUACCUGCAAUUUAAACCAAAGCAACGGUACAAAUAAUGCCGUAACGCAUAUUGUCCCUUCUACAAAUUUAUCAAAUUCUACUCAGUCAAAGGACAAUAAUACGAACAGUAAUAAUAAUAACGUUCCUUCGACGCAUCCUCACAUGCAGCAAGUCCAGCACGCUAAGCAAAUAAGGCUGAACCAAAUGAAUGCAACACACUCACACAAAUCGCAUCUUCUACCGUACCACGGUGGAAAUUAUGAGGACAAGAAUAGUAAAUUGUACAACAGCGUUGGAAGUGCGGCUACUAAUGGAAGUAGUGUGAAUAACAAAAAUGUGCUUAAUGGAACAGCGGCCAAUUUGGGUGCGUCCGGCAACGCGCAAGGGUCGUCCAACCCCAACAGUGAACUGAUUAAAAAUAACAAGCUGGGGUGCACGAAUAGGCAAAAAAAUGUGAACCACCAUCUGCAUAACAGUCACCAGCAGCAUAACAACCAGUCCAAUCACCCACACGGUGGCGACUCCCUAUACAACGCGCAAAAUGCACAGCCUUCACAAAAUUCGCAACAUGCGCAAAAUUCGCAGUCCUCGCAGAACGCGCACCCGAACAAUAAUCACGCAUAUAAUAACCACAAGUCACAACAGCAGUCAUACAAUGAGAAUUUUGGGUACCGGCCAACCCUUUUUAACUUACUUGAAGUUCUUGCAAAUCACAAUAUUACCACUCCAGACCAGCGUGUAUGCAUAAGGGGGAUAGUGACUGAUUUUUUAAACAACGAAUUACCUCAUGGCAAAAUAUAUGCAUACAUCGGUGCAGUAGUUGGGCACGACAUUCUACAUGACAUUAUAAGAAAAUUAGAAAAGGAUCCAAAUCGAAAUGUCGUUCCGGAUGCUUCUGGGUUGGCAAGGAUAGAAGCAGCUUUUGGUUUGAGCAAAUCAUCAUAUGAUUUUAUGAAUCACAACUCCAACAGCACAAGUGUUAAUAAUAUUCCUAACGUGCUAUUUAACCACAGAAAUUUGAAUAGUGCUCUUAUGAAUAAUCAUAUAUACUCGAGCAUCCUCUCCAAUGUAGCUAACAGUAGCAUGGUCAAUAAUAAUAAUAGCUCUAAUGGAGGUGGUGCUGGAGGUGGAAAUGUGAACGCAGGCAGUACAGAUAGAAUGAAUAUGGAUAACGAGAAACUUUUAAGUAAUGUUAAAACGCAGGCUGACCUAAACAACCUGCUCAAAUAUGCCAAGGGAAGUGACAAGUACGCUUUGUCUUGUAACAACAUGAUGAACAUGAAUAUGAAUAAGAAAAAAGGAGGUCACCCCACCAUGAAUAAUUUGUUAAAUAUGCGUUCAGAUGGCGUAUUUAACAAUGGUAGUAUGGCCUCCGUUGGUGGGUUAGGAAUGGGUGGUGGAGGGAUGAAUCAGAAAGGUGGUGGGCUCAGUGCACACGAUUAUCUGUGCAUGUCCAGGAAUUUAAACAUGCAGUGUAAUUCCCUGAACAACAGGGGAACUUCAUCGGAUGAUGAGGAAGAGCUCAUGAAGGUUAUUAAGAAAAAUAUUGAAACAUACAAAAUGAAUAAUAUUAAAAAUAUGCUUAUAUCUUCUGUCUUUGGCAGAAUCAAGUGGCUUAAAAUAAUGAACGAAUCACCACACUCGUAUCUCUACGGACAUAGUAUUGUUAAGUAUGGAAAUAAAUUGUACAUGUUUGGAGGGACAAAUAGUAAGCACAAAAAGGUACCAUUCAAUCAUACCCUCACCUUUAGUCUCAUUUAUUACAAUUAUAAGUUAUUGCCACUGGGCGGAAAUUAUCCUGAAGAGAGAGAUGGGCACACCACACACUUAAUCUCUUUGAAGACUGGAAUAGCUGUUUUCCUGUUCGGUGGUAGUAAUGAGAAUACUUAUUUUAAUGACAUUUAUACACUUGAUAUGGAGACGAGAAAAUGGAGCCAUCGAGUUACAAAAGGAAAAAUUCCCUUACCUAGGGAUCAACAUUGUUCACUUGUAUACCCAGCCAAAAGUGAACACGUUCGAGGGGAAAAGACGAAUCUAACAGAGGGAGUAAUCAUUUUUGGAGGCAAAUGUCUUUACAAUAAUAACAUUGUUAACCUGAAUGACAUGUGGAUGUUCUUAUUUCAAAUAAACAUGUGGGUCCGAAUCAAUUACUCCAGUCAAGAUUCGCCAAUUGGUAGAUAUGGAAUGAAUUUCGUUUGGUCUGACACCAAUACGUUGUGUUUGUUUGGUGGGGAGUAUUUCGAUUCGAAUAAGAAUUGUCGUGAGAGGAAGUUAUUGGACGACAUGUGGACCUUCCGCCUCAACUCUGCAUCCACUUCAAGUGGGGCAGCUACAAAUACCCCCUCAUCCCCGCCUCUUGUCGGUGUAGGCAGCCUCAGUGCAUUAGGUAAUGUGGGCAAUAUUGGAGGCGCUGGCGGAGUGCCGACUAGUGGAGGUCCCUGCAGAAAUUUUAUAUAUAAUACAUCUAGCUCUAUAGAAGGUACAUUAUACAAUGCAGUUGACAUAAUGCACGUGGAUUCCUUCAACAAUGGAAAUGCUCAUGCUGGUGGGAACAGUGGCGUUGGGGGUAGUAACAACCAUGAAGGACACAACAAGCAGUUUUACCAAAAUAAUUUGGCCACGAGUCAGUCAAUAGAUAAAAGCAGCACGUGUGAAAAUUUAAACAGCUUAACGAAUAAUGCCUUGGUGGAAAAUGGCCUCCCAAAUGCAUCUUUCAAUUUAAGUGAUGAUAAAGACUCCUCAGAUAAUGAAAACGAUCAAGUGAAUAACAUACUUAAGAAAAUAAAAAUAACAGGAGAAUGGAAAAGGGAAAUAUACGAAGGGAAAAUUGGUUGUAGGUCCAACUAUAGUAGUAUCUUCAUAACGCAGAGACAUCAGGAUUUUAAAAGUGCAGAGCCAAAGACGAUAGAAAAGUUAAUGCUGCUAUGUAGUGGGAUAACUUACAUGAACAAGGACAAUAAGUUGAAAAUAGUUUCAAGUGAUGAAAUUUAUGUCUACUUCUUUUCACAAAAGAGGUGGUAUGUACUAAGGGGUAAAUUAUACAAUGAAGAAUUUAUAUAUAAUGCUAGACAGAGACAUGUGGGUUGCUUUUUCGAAUCAAAAAAUGUACUUGGAAGAGCCAAUAAAAAUCCUGUCCCUUGUAUAUUCAUCCAAGGAGGGUUUAAAAAGAAUUCCAUUUUUGGAGAUGCUUGGUUGUUGUCCCUCACAGGGGAUAACCCUCUUAGAAUACAUGAGUAUGAUACAUCGAGGGAAAAAAUAUCAACCACACAAAUGCCACUCUACUACUUUAGGGAUACACAUUCCAUUAGUCUACUGUAUAGUUUCUGUACUCUGCAAAAAUGGCUCUUUGGUGCCUUUGCCAAUUUGGUGGAUAAUUGUGUACAUGCUUUAAAUCCGGCUGAAAAUGUUUUUAUAAAAUAUGAAUUGACCCCAGAGCAUGACGGGAUGUUGUCCAUUCAGGAUGAUGGAGAGGGGCUGGACUUCAAUGCCAUGAAUAGAAUUCUCCGCCUGUAUGGAAACUACCGUAACUACGAUAAUAACAGCUUGUCCAAUGAAACUGAUGUGGGCACAAGUGUGAAGAAGCAUAACUUACCCAAUACCCAUUUUGUGAAUAGCAGCCGAUUUGACGACUCAGAUGAGGAGAGCGGUGUGGAUGAUAGUGGUAGGAAUAAUAAGUCUAAUGCAGAGGCCACAUCAGGAGGGGAUGCCGCUCAUAAUGCAACCGCCGAAGGAGCCCAGCAGGGUGAACUCACAGGACAGAAUAGUAGUAACCCAACUGGGGAAGAAGGGCAAACGAUGACAAACGACCCUGUAGCAUCCCCUGAAGUGGGUAACAACAACCAAAAGAGGAAGAAAAAAUGCCCCUUCAAUGCUCAUUAUUAUUAUAAAAAUUAUGACCAGGAAUAUUUUUACAAUGAAAAUGCAAAUGGAAUAUUUGAUAUAAAAUAUGGCGUAGGGUUCAAAAUGUCAUUUGCAAGAAUCUCCUCCAGUUGUGCUAUCAUGUCUAGGACCAUAAAUACAAUUGGUAUCGGAUUACUCUCCUUAGAAUUAAUGAAUCACUGUGACGCCAAGGAGUUAGCCACACCCCUCUGCAUGUGGAAGUUACCAAAUAAAGAAUUAAUAAACAGAAAUAUUGCAAACAAGUCUGAACAUAGGCACCAUCAAAAGCUCCUCAUGUCCUACACACCAUUUAAUAGCCCUAGCUUAUUAGCAGAACAAAUUAAUAUCCUGGGCACGUAUAGUGGUACGAGGUUAUUGUAUUGGGACUUUAGAGACGACAUGGACUUUAUUGUAUUUUCUCCUGCAAAUAAUAAUAUUUACCUGAGCAGCUCUCCCCUGAGCAUUGAUGAAAUUAAAUGUAGUAAAAAGAAAAGAGGAGCUGCUAGCGGGGCCACGAAUGGUAUGAAAAAUGGAAUGGACGCUUCAAGAAAAAUGCACUGCAUUGAGGAUAUUAAACUGAGCAACAGGGAAGAGGUUAAGCGAAAGGCUUGUUCUGAUCCACAGGACGAGGAAACGGAAAAAUGUAAAAGGAGCAAAGUUGAUCAUGGUGGUGCGAGUCGAUUGCAUGGUGGUAGUAAUAAUGGGGGAACGACUACAGAUGGGGAUAAGGAGGAGCAGCAGAAGGAGGACAUGGAAGGAAACAACGGACACGACGACGACAACCACGAUGAUACUGUCGCUCAUGGUGGUGAAACGGGUGAUGGUGCUGAUGAGUAUACGGACACACAUAACACUACUAAGGAUGGUAGCCAAAACGAGGUGAACGAAAAGUGCCUCAAGGUUGAGGGUUCAAAUGGUGCGCUGUCCCCUGCAGAACGAGCAGCAGAUGCCAAUGCGUGCGCCAACGCGUGUGCGAAUAGUGGACAGAACCAAACGGAGGAAGCCAAAGGAGGAGCAAAAACGUCGACGCCCCCAAAGAGCAAUAAAGGUAGUGGUAGUAGUAGGUAUUAUGAAAAUGAGGAAUUUCAGCGCAGCAAUGAUGUUUUAAAAAAAAUGAAUUUGUUCGAAUACAACUCCCAUUUGAAUCCUUCCAUUUCAAAAGAAAAGUACAAUGUUAGUCCUAUUUUCCCCCUGUGGGAUCACCCCAAGGAUAGCAUUGAUUAUUGCUUAUCGACUUAUUUGUAUUGGCUAUACCUAAGGAGAAGUACUAAUAUUUUUCUUCAAAACACUUUACUCAUACCAACUUGUAUGAGGAAAGACGAGCACAAUGCGAGCGGUGCAGCAGGAGAUGGUGCAGGGACGUCUUCCACUGGUAACAAUAAGGGCAAGAAGGGUAAGAGGGGAAGGAAAUUCAAAAAGGGAGCUACAAAGAAUGGGAAGAGUGGUGCAGAUGUGGAGAAGAAGGAAAAGGCUGAGGACGGAAAUGCACCUGUUGGAGUGAAGGAAGAGUUGAACCAUGAAGUGAAUAAGGCAGGGGAAGGUGAGGACCCACACGUUGAUAAAAACGGAGAUGAGAAUACCAACCAGGGUAACAACAUGAACGAUUUGAACAACGAUGGAAUUUCCAGUGAGAAAGUACACGUAAAGAACGAAAUGCACGGUGAAGCGCCUGGUACUAAUAGUAGUAGUAGUAGUAUUAACAAAGACAGUGUGGAAAAUUUGGAAGUCCCUGGGGCAACUGAAGCAAGUAGUAAUGGUGAUAUAAACGGAUGUAAAGGGAACACUGGUGGGAAGGGUUCAAACGAAGGAGAUGAAGCCGCCCCCUCUAAUCAUGCUGGUGCACAUGCCAUGGAGAGCAACCUUGAGGCUAGUGCAAAGGAAGCCGAAACGAAUGAAGAAGAGGAGGAUGAUAGCGAAGUGGAUGAAAACGGGUUCACAAAAUUGCAAAAGAAAAAGCUAGAAGAAGCUUUAGAGUAUGGAAUAACGCAGGAAGUGAAAAAGAGAAAACAUGUGCAUAGGAACGACACCGAUGAUAGCGCACAGGAGGACGACUACAAUGAGGACGGUGAGGAGGAGGAUGAUGAGGAAGAGGACGAUGACGAUGACGAAGAGCAGGAAGAGGAAGAGGGAAAGGAGGAAGGCAACAAAAACGCUAACGCAACGGAGAAUGCGAACAAUGUAGAAAAAGCCCAACAGGGAGAAGAGGCAAAUGGGGCAAACGGCACGGAGGCUAAUCUCGGCGAGGCGACUGCAACGGGGGAAACCGUCGGUGACGCGGAAAAUCAGGAAAAGGCACAAGAAACGAAUGACGCUCUGAUGAGCGGCUCAGCCGUUGGAAACAACCCAGACGGAACACAAAAUGAAGAACAAGACCCCGCCUCCCCCAAAACGACACUCCUAAAAGAAGGAGGAAAAAGAAUGAAAAAGACAAAAAAUAAAAGAGAAAAAAGUGAAAUGGGAGUAGGAAGAAGAAGAGGAAAUAUGCAUUUAAUGAAUUAUCGUAAUAAUAAUGCGAAACAUGAAGAAAAUGAAAAAGCAAGAAAAGAAAAUUAUGUAAAUGUAUAUAUGGAGACACUAAAAAUAAAAGAUGAGUAUUAUAUAAAUAAUACCCAUAAGUAUACUCUGUACAAUUUCUUAAGGAGGAAACUUUACCGGAUGGUUGAAUUUCAUUAUCUCUUCACUCCCUCCGAUUAUGAAUAUGGGUCCUUCAUCAUGAUGGGUUUCCUAAACGACAACACGAGUAGCUGCAUCGAGGUUAAUAGAAUUUGUGAAGCAGGAAUUUUACUCUAUUACAAGAACCGACUAAUAAAACGGUUAGAUGCACCCUUCAUAGAUACUGCUUAUAAUCUUUCCCUUUCGAAAUACCCUCCAAACCCAUCAUUAUACGAAGGAAAUUUAUACAAGUAUGCCCUCACGGUCAUUGUGAAUGUUCCUAAUUGGCUUAAACCUUCCAUCAGCAAACAAGAAUUUGUUCAUGAAAAUAAUUAUGCUUUCCUCCUCUUUAAGAAAAAACUCGUCAGUCUAAUUAAAUAUUACCUCUGCAUCUGUGAGGACACAGACAAAUUAACCAAGUGGAGAGAAUCGCGAGACCUUAAGUUAAAAAGGUACUUGGAAAAUAGGCAGUAUAACAACAGACCCCCCAAAAAUGACUCCGACAAUGAGUACGAAAAGGCCUAUAAAAUAAUGUACGCUGAUAAGGGGAAGAGCAGAAAUGACCAAGAGGACGGGGUCAUGACUCAUAAGGAAGAGGAAGCACAAAGGAGGGACCGCGCAGCGGGACAUGUAAUCAAAUGUGGUGAUAACAGAACCCAUGAGGGAAAGAGAAGGAGGGAAGCGACUAAUGGCACAGAAGUGGGAGAUGCGGCAAAUGCGAUGAAUGACGGAGCAAAUGCGGCAGAUUCAUCCACAGGAAAUAACCUCCACGAUAGUUGUGCUAAUUUGAAACAGGAAGAAGAGGAAGAGGAGGAGGAAGAAGAAGAAGAAGAACACGCAGAGAAUGACAUGCCAGCUGAGGAGGAAGAAGCGGCAGAGGACGAUGAGGAGGAGGAAGCGGAAGAAGGGGAAGGAAGCAACGAGCAAUAUGCACAUAGAGCCAAAAAGGAAACGAAGCAGAAAACGCUAAAUGAUGAGGAUGAAGAGGAAGAAGAGGAAGAGGAGGCAGAAGAGGGCGAAGAUGAUGAAGAGUAUGUACCGGAGGAAGAUGAUGAGCACAGAGACCCCGAUGCGGACGAGGACAACGAAGAGGAGGAGGACCAAAAUGAUAAUAACCAGUACGAUGAAGAGGAUGAAACAAAGGCGAGAAAAAAGCAAAAACUGAGUCAUGACGAAGACGAUGAGGAGGAAGAGGACGCAAAUGACGAGGAGGAGGAGGAAGAUGAUGAAGAGGUGAAUGAAGAAGUAGAUGAGGAGGAGGGCCAAAAGGAUGAGGAAGUAGUUGAAGAGGAGGAGGAAGAAGAAGAAGUCGAGGAGGAAGAGGAAAAGGAUGAAGAUGAAGAAGAGUACGACCCGGAAGAGGACGAUGAAGAGCAUAACGAAAUGGUUAAGGUUGUAGAUGACGAGGAUGAGGAGAAAGAAAACCUCGUCAACUGCCACGAUGACGGAAACGAAAUGGAUGAAGACAAUUACGAGGACGACUGGAGCAGCUGA
Molecule: messenger RNA, 8730 nt
Organism: Plasmodium fragile
Lineage: Eukaryota; Apicomplexa; Aconoidasida; Haemosporida; Plasmodiidae
Exons: 1
Coding region: 1-8730 (2909 amino acids)
Molecular function (GO): protein binding
Source: RefSeq, a predicted model, not a curated record